Molecule: messenger RNA, 1036 nt
Organism: Nicotiana attenuata
Lineage: Eukaryota; Viridiplantae; Streptophyta; Magnoliopsida; Solanales; Solanaceae
Exons: 4
Coding region: 143-1021 (292 amino acids)
Biological process (GO): CAAX-box protein processing
Cellular component (GO): membrane
Molecular function (GO): metalloendopeptidase activity
Source: RefSeq, a predicted model, not a curated record
GAUUUUCUGGUUUGCUCGAAAAUAUUUUCCUUUUUCAAGACCAUUUAUUCAGCUUCGCGACAAGGGUUGACGGCCAUUCUCUGGCCUAACCCAGCCACCGCGCGACGCCGCUAGUCUCUACCCUCAAAUUGGUGUGGGAAACAUGAGCGGGUUAGUGGUCCGUUCACCUAUUAUGUGUCUUUCGCCCGUGAAGUUGAGCCAAGAUUUUCACUACCAUUUAUACCCUUCCAAGUUCUUUCGCACAAGAACUUAUCCCAGGUAUCGUUGCUUAAAAAACAACGACACCCAAAAUGUUUCCGAGGGCUUCUCGGUCCUUAAAUCAGAUAAUCCUUGUGAUGGGGGGAGUUUGUGGAGCAGUAUGGCUUUCUACCUUUUCACUGUGCACGUUCCUUUGAGUUUUGGCGGCUUGUCUGCUGUUAACAGUAUAUUGCAUUGUUCAGCUCUUGAUCCACAGACCGAGGCAUUGUCCUUAGUUGUACUUCAGAUGUUAGAGCUUAUUGGCGUUCUGCUUCUUUUAAGAUGUCCUGGGAAGCCCCAAUACAAGCUUCGCGAUUUCUUUCAAGAGAAGCAAUCAGCAAAAGAAAGGAACUGGUUAUUUGCGUCAGCUCUUGGCUUUGGAUUCCUGGUUCUGUUGGUUUUCACCACAUCAAUUAUUGCUGACUGGUUGAUAGGGACCAAGGAAGUCAACAAUCCAAUCUUGAAGGAAAUUCUUUCGAGUGGUCCAGUAUCGAUAACAUCAUGCAUCCUGGUUUACUGUGUCAUCACCCCUUUGCUAGAAGAAAUUGUCUACAGAGGGUUCUUCUUGACUGCUCUUUCCUCUACAAUGAAAUGGCAGCAAGCAGUCAUUGUUAGCUCAGUUAUUUUUAGUGCAGCUCACUUUUCUGCUGAAAAUUUCAUACAGUUGUUCAUCAUAGGUUUAAUUCUUGGAUGUUGUUACUGCUGGAGUGGAGACUUAAGGUCUUCUAUUAUAAUUCAUUCAUUGUACAAUGCAUUAACCUUACUAAUAACAUAUGCAUCAUGAGUAGUUGGUUUUUGA